Molecule: messenger RNA, 2533 nt
Organism: Dacryopinax primogenitus
Lineage: Eukaryota; Fungi; Basidiomycota; Dacrymycetes; Dacrymycetales; Dacrymycetaceae
Exons: 3
Coding region: 525-2168 (547 amino acids)
Biological process (GO): protein dephosphorylation; negative regulation of MAPK cascade
Cellular component (GO): cytoplasm
Molecular function (GO): MAP kinase tyrosine/serine/threonine phosphatase activity; protein tyrosine/threonine phosphatase activity
Source: RefSeq, a predicted model, not a curated record
AAAGAGUACUGUACCCAGACCCACUCUCUUCACGGUCUUGGUCAUAUCUCUUCCUCAUCCACGUUGCUUACAACUAAUCCUCCGUCUCUCUUCUCUCCGUCUACCUAUACAACCUGCAUCGUCGGCUUACCCACCACAAGCAGCGCACCCGCUUCACCGUCGCUCCCCGCAGUACAGGCAUCGCUUCCGCUGCACGGCGAUCAAUAUACUUCAACACAGCUCACGAUCACCCGACCGUAUACGGUAUUGUACGUUGCCUUUCAAAGCAAGGCCUUCUUAUACUCCUCUCCUCUGUGUCCCAUCUCUUCACCCUUCGUCCCCACCAACUUAGGGCCAACUUCUCUGCUGGUUAACCCCUGUUCUUUAAUCUACUUUCAUCUUUGUCUUCACUGGGACAUCUCACGCUGGUCGUGCGGUAGUCUCACUUCAUCAAUCAUCCACUUCAUCACCCAACACCCUGCCAUAUCAACCAUCCUAUCCCCCGUCUACCCCGAUUGUCUCCUGCCUCUGUCAACACCCCUACGAUGUCUUUCUCACCUUCACCUUCUCUCUCUCCUCCCUCGGCGAGGAAACGCCCUCUCCCAUUCUCCCUCCGCAUACAGACAUCCCCAGGCGCAGCACCUUCUCCCUUUGGUCUCGGCGGCAUGUCCUCCCCUGCAGUGUCACUUCCCGCACAGGGUAUCGCUGCCAUGCUGGCAAACGACGCUCCCCCAUCAUCUGCCAUCGACGGGACCUCACACGCCGCCUUGCUCCCACCAUCAUUCCCGGCGCUGGCGCCGCUCCCCCUUCCUCCACACCUCCGCAUCCUCGCCAACAUCAACUCCCAGUGCUCCCCUGCAUCGAGCACUGUCCCUUCCCUCGUUGAAUCUCCCUCCACCACACCGAGCACAGCUACUUCCUUGUCUUCCUUGCCCUCGCUCGAUCCCUCCCGCACUCGCCCCUCUGGCAUAGUAACCCGAAAUGCAAAGAGGCUCUCGAUAUCAACCAAGCCAUCCUGGCCCUCAUUACAGCUCAACGCUGCUGUUCCCCAUACCGCAGCAGAACGCAAACGGUCAAACUCGGUGUCCGUCGUCCUGCCUUAUUACUCCACCACUUAUCAAGAAGAAGAGGAACACGACCCUCCGUAUCCUAAUGGACCAGUCGAGAUUCUUCCCCGUAUAUGGCUCGGGCAUGAGGGUCAUGCGAGGGAUGUUAAGCUGUUACGAGAACGCGGGAUCGGCUGGGUCCUGAACGUUGCCAAGGAGGUUGAUCUGGAGCUUGGCAAGGAGUGGCAGGUCCUUAGGUUGGAAGAUCUCCCGAGGCCACCAGAGGAUGGUAUGGAGGUAGAUCAGGAAGGAGGGGAAAAGCUGAGGUAUCUCAAACUGCCGUGGAGCCAUGGGCAACAGGAUCUCUGCGAAGUGGGGUUCGGACGUGCCAUGCGAUUUAUCGACCACGCACUCCAGGGCGGAGAGAGCGUGCUUGUUCAUUGCCAAUGUGGUGUAUCGCGCAGUGCAACGCUAGUGAUGGCGCUGGUAAUACGUGCUGGGCAUCAGGCGAGGAUAUGUGGCGAUCCUGAGCAUCCUCUGCGGAGGAUUGCGAGUCAUAACGAUGCGUAUGAGUUUGUACAAGGGAAGAGCAGAUGGGUUGGUCCCAAUAUUGUGCUUAUUAAUCAACUCGUGGAAUAUAGCAAGAAUCUGCGCACCAUCGCUGAGGCAGAGGACCCUGCAGGUCGCAGUCGCACCACAUCAGAGUGCACCGACGCCUCCCAGCUCGCACACCAACCAUCCCCGCCUUUCUCCUCUUCUGAUUCAUCCGCUUCCUCCUCUCCUGGUCUGCAUUCCCCCCCUACGCCAGAUGGCUGCGUCUCCCCCGAGCUUGGCCCAGACAGCAUCGAGGCGAUGCUGCUCGAUCGGAAAAUGGAAGCCCAAUACUCCAAACUCUGCCAACAGCGAGCCGCCGCUGCUCUUCUGACACAUCCGCACGUGGAGGUUGUGGACUCCUCUGUCACUGGGCUCAAGCUGCCCGUGCCCGUGCCUUCGCCUAUGACCGCGUGCCUAAGCCCGGUCUCUCCCAUGUCUACAACGAGCGAUCGCCGAAGUCGGACAAGAUCGGCGAGCGCGGAGAGCGCUCUAGCCCCUAAGUCACCUUGGAACAUUGGCAUGCUUCUUCGAGUCGAAGAGGAGAGCUAGCUCUGUCACUCUAGGUGUCUCUUCCGUUACCCUCCACCACCAUUCUUCCUUCACCUGCUGUAUCAGUUUCCCCGCCCAAUCUCGCUUUUGUGACAUCCUCGGCUCCCUCCGAGCAGCGGAAAGAGUACGUAGAUGGGCUGGUCCCUCCCAUCUGCAUUUCGUAUAGCGGCUUCGUUCUCCCCCCUUCCUCCCCUCAGGCACUGUGCUGAACGGACACGAGAAACUGGGCACCCAAAAAGUGGAAGAUCUUUUCCCCAUAUCUUUCAAAAUGUUAGCGUCGGGGGUGUUUGUUGCCCUAGUUGGCGUUGUUGUCUGUUGUAUGUAGGAUACCAGCUGGCGGAGUUUGUCCGUGGCCAAUGAACUCU